AUGAUAGUGGUCAAAGUCAAACACCUUCUUCUACUUUUCUUCAUAUCGCUUGCAUUCCUCUUCACUGCUUCAUCGGAGUCUAAUCUCUCUAAUCGGUUCGACGUAGAUCAAAGAACCAUAAACACACCUCCAUCCAGGCACCGCCGAACCCCUCCUACCCGUGGCGGUGGUAGAAGGGCCGCCGGUGGUGGAAGAUCAAGAAUUGGUAGUGGUAGAUCAAGAAAUGGUGGUAGAUCAUCAAAUUGUGAUCCUUUAUACGAGUAUCUGUUUGAAAGAUGUGGGCGAUGGCCUUUCUCACGUUCUUCUCCCAACAACCCAUUUCUAUCCCGGCCUACACCUCGCCGACCACCGCGAGGUCCGCCGCCUUUACCUCCUCCGGUUAUCCCUUCUCCGCCACCACCUGUGGUAACUCCACCUCCAACACCCUCACCUUCUCCACCACCACCUUCUCCUUCUCCACCUCCUCCACCCUUGGUUCCAUCUCCACCUCCACCAUCACCACCGCCUCCGCCUCCGCUUGUAGCUUCACCACCACCGCCGGACCCAACUCCGCCACCCGUAGUAUUAUCUCCACCACCAGAUUACAUCCUUCCUCCUAUGGUACCUGAGCUACCACCUAAUAACCCGUUUCAGGCACCACCGUUGGUUCCGAUAUCGUUUUCGCCACCAACUUUUGGGAAUCCUCCGUCGCCUAUUGUCCCGAUAUUAUUUCCACCGCCGACUGACGGUAACAAUCCGCCGGACUCCUCUCUGCUACCACCACUUGUGCCUAUAUUUUCUCCGCCGCAACUUGACCCGGGACAACUUCCACAAUUACCACCGGUGGUCGACCCUGGACCGCAACUUCCACCGGUGGUCGACCCUGGACCGCAACUUCCACCGGUGGUCGACCCUGGACAACAACUUCCACCGAUGGUYGACCCUGGACAGCAGUUUCCACCGCURGUCGACCCUGGACAACAACUUCCACCGGUGAUUGACCCUGGGCAGCAGUUUCCACCGGAGCUGCCGUUUACUUUCCCACCUCCAGUAGAAUCCACAAUGCCAUUUCAGGGGACGGGGCAGUUUCCACCGGUGGUCGACCCUGGACAGCAACUUCCACCGGUGGUCGACCCUGGACAGCAACUUCCACCGGUGGUCGACCCUGGACAACAACUUCCACCGRUGGUYGACCCUGGACAGCAGUUUCCACCGCUGGUCGACCCUGGACAGCAGUUUCCACCGGUGAUUGACCCUGGACAGCAGUUUCCACCGGAGCUGCCGUUUACGUUCACACCGCCAGUAGAAUCCACAAUGCCAUUUCAGGGGACGGGGCAGUUUCCACCGGUGGUCGACCCCGGUCAACAGUUUCCGUUUACACCGCCAGUAGAAUCCACAUUGCCAUUUCCCGGGGAGUCGCCAGAAAUCAUAUUGCCACCGCCGGUGGAUGUGAAUCCAGUAACAGAAGGUCAGCCGUUCUUUUCAACGCCACAAGUACCGGAAGUUCCCAUGGAUAUGGAUGGCCACCACGAAUGA
Messenger RNA from Cynara cardunculus var. scolymus (artichoke), 1515 nucleotides. Its product is annotated as basic proline-rich protein-like. The transcript has a single exon. Bases 1 to 1515 code for a protein of 504 amino acids. The record is from RefSeq and is a predicted model, not a curated record. Lineage: Eukaryota; Viridiplantae; Streptophyta; Magnoliopsida; Asterales; Asteraceae.